AUGUCGUCGCCCACCAAUCAAGACAAGCUCACCGACGCGAACGUCUCCGACGAGCUCACCGACAAGCCGACCGCGGGCACCCCUGCUAGCGAGCCAGGCGUCGUCGAGCCUGGUCGUAACCACCAACCAAGCCGCGACCACCCCACCGCUGGCAUGGGCGCACCGAGUACCCCCCGUCCAUGUCCCAGUCCACCCAUCGACGAGGACGACGUUACCGUCGAUGACAUCGACAACAUCCUCGGCGUCGCCAUAGGCUUCUUCGACCUCCCCCGCCCGCUGGACGACGCGGCGCACGCACGGCUGCAUGUCAUGAUCGCGACACUACCUGACCGCGAGCUCCGCGCGGCGUUCAUCGCCCUUGUCGACAGCUUGCCCGAGGUGCCUCAGCCGGUGAUUCGGAUGCUGGCUCCUGCCUCGGGAGCGGAGACUACGCCUUGGGGAUUCGGGACGCAAUGCAGUGGGAAGUGGUGCAGCCGGUGCUGGGUGAGAGAUCGGAGCGCUAACCGCAGGAGGGCUGCUAACACAGAGGAGUAG
Dichomitus squalens LYAD-421 SS1 is the source of this 534-nucleotide messenger RNA. RefSeq lists its product as uncharacterized. The coding region runs from base 1 to 534 and encodes 177 amino acids. The transcript has a single exon. Lineage: Eukaryota; Fungi; Basidiomycota; Agaricomycetes; Polyporales; Polyporaceae. The record is from RefSeq and is a predicted model, not a curated record.